Messenger RNA from Sapajus apella (tufted capuchin), 3844 nucleotides. It is a transcript of the gene SUV39H2, whose product is annotated as suppressor of variegation 3-9 homolog 2. The transcript has 5 exons. The coding region runs from base 1032 to 2084 and encodes 350 amino acids. NCBI's taxonomy places the organism in Eukaryota, Metazoa, Chordata, Mammalia, Primates, Cebidae. Gene Ontology annotation, cellular component: nucleus. Gene Ontology annotation, molecular function: histone H3K9 methyltransferase activity; protein binding; zinc ion binding. The record is from RefSeq and is a predicted model, not a curated record.
AAGCCAGAUUCAGGUUAUUUUAAUACUCAUAUUGAAUAUGAUGAUUAUUUCAAAAUUGGCAGAAAAAAUUCGUGGAAAGGCAAAUUUUUUUUUUGUCUUCCAGAGUUUUGGUGUUUGCUGCCGCUUGUUGGCUUAUAGACAGGAGAUGACAAAACAAAUACUGAGAAUCUAUGAAUUACUACCUCCAAGUUUAUCAGCUUUUAUUUCCCUUAAGAAUUCAUACAGUUACUGUUGUGAUUUGUUUAUUGCAUACCUUUUGGUUCUCAGAUUUUUUUGUUAUAUAUUCAGAAACAUUUAGUCAGAGCCUAAGAUACAGUGGGCAGUUGUGCUCAUUUGGGGCCUGUAAAGAAUAAGAUUCCAUCCCUUCCUGCAGAUAACUGAGAGUUUAAAUUGGAAAUGGGAACAAAAAGGAGUUGGCAGUGAUCAGUUCUUUUUGGGUAUGAGGAACGGGAAAGACUUCAUCGAAGAAGUGAUAUUUACACUGUUUUAAAAGAUGAGACAGGCAUUCAUUGGGCAGUGGGAAAGGCCCUCCUAAUAAGGAAGAACUUUGUGAACAAAGCAGCAAAGGCAUCAAAAGGACUCACAUGUUGUUUAUUGUGGCCAGUAGUGUGUGUUAUGUGAAUGAGGCCAUCACGGGAGAUGGAGCCAGGGAGGCAUCAGGGAGCAGUUCCAGAGUGGCUUGCUUUCUGAAAAGAACUUUCAACUUUAUUCCUUAGGCAGGAUAGAAAACCAUUAACAAUUUUUAAACCAAAAAACAGCAGAAUAACUGGUUCUGUGGAUUUUUUGUUUUUACAGAAAACUCUAUGGUAAAGGAGGAUAGAGUGUUUGAAGCUGUAAGUCUGGAGUAGGAAAACCAGUUGGAAGAUUAAUAUAGUAAUACAGGGAAGAAUUGAGGGCCUGAAGUGACUAACACUAUAAAAAUAGAGACAGGAAGAAGUCCAUCUCUAAAGAAACUUGGUGAUGAUUGGAUUGAGGAGAAGAAGGAAUUGAGAUAACCUGGUUUGUGGCUUGUGUGAGCAGGUGGACAGGAUAUGGAAUAUUAUCUUGUGAAAUGGAAAGGAUGGCCAGAUUCUACAAAUACUUGGGAACCUUUGCAAAAUCUGAAGUGCCCGUUACUGCUUCAGCAAUUCUCUAAUGACAAGCAUAAUUAUUUAUCUCAGGUAAAUAAAGGCAAAGCAAUAACUCCAAAAGACAAUAACAAAACUUUGAAACCUGCCAUCGCUGAGUACAUUGUGAAGAAGGCUAAACAAAGGAUAGCUCUGCAAAGAUGGCAAGAUGAACUCAACAGAAGGAAGAAUCAUAAAGGGAUGAUACUUGUUGAAAAUACAGUUGAUUUAGAGGGCCCACCUUCAGACUUCUACUACAUUAAUGAAUACAAACCAGCUCCUGGAAUCAGCUUAGUCAAUGAAGCCACCUUUGGUUGUUCAUGCACAGAUUGCUUCUUUGAAAAAUGUUGUCCUGCUGAAGCUGGAGUUCUUUUGGCUUAUAAUAAAAAUCAGCAAAUUAAAAUCCCACCUGGUACUCCCAUCUAUGAAUGCAACUCAAGGUGUCAAUGUGGACCUGAUUGUCCCAAUAGGAUUGUACAAAAAGGCACACAGUAUUCACUUUGCAUCUUUCGAACUAGCAAUGGCCGUGGCUGGGGUGUAAAGACCCUUGUGAAGAUUAAAAGAAUGAGUUUUGUCAUGGAAUAUGUUGGAGAGGUAAUCACAAGUGAAGAAGCUGAAAGACGGGGACAGUUAUAUGACAAUAAAGGAAUCACAUAUCUCUUUGAUCUGGACUAUGAAUCUGAUGAAUUCACAGUGGAUGCAGCUCGAUACGGCAAUGUGUCUCAUUUUGUGAAUCACAGCUGCGACCCAAAUCUUCAGGUGUUCAAUGUUUUCAUUGAUAACCUCGAUACUCGUCUUCCCCGAAUAGCAUUGUUUUCCACGAGAACCAUAAAUGCUGGAGAAGAGCUGACUUUUGAUUAUCAAAUGAAAGGUUAUGGAGAUCUAUCUUCAGAUUCUGUUGACCACAGCCCAGCCAAAAAGAGGGUCAGAACUGUAUGUAAAUGUGGAGCUGUGACUUGCAGAGGUUACCUCAACUGAAUUUUCAGGAAAUAGAGCUGAUAAUUAUAAUUUUAUUUCCUAAUGUUGACAUUUUUAAAAAUAUGUAUUUGGAACUCUUAUCAAGAUUAUACCUAUGUUAAUUUACAAUUCAUGUUUCCAAACAUUUGCCAAAUGUAUUACUGAUGCCUCUGAAGAGAGGGUCACUGGGUCUCAUAGACUGAUUUGAAGUCUACAUAUUUAGUGCUUAGAGACCAAACUAAUGGAAGGCAAACUAUUUACAGCUCCAUUUAUAUGUACUUAAGUCUAUGUGAACAGAGAAAUGCCUCCCGCAGUGUUUGAAAGUGUUAAGCUGGUAAUUUAAUAAUUGCUGAGAGAUCAAACAUUCAACUUGCCAUACACCUCAAAUUUGGAGAAGUAGAGUUAUUGGGCAAAUUUACCAGUUCUGUUUUUGCUACUAUAUUGUCAUUCCUGUUUUAAUAUUCACUGUACGUGUAUUUGAGAUAAAUAGGUGAUACUGAGUUUUAUACUCUAUUUUCUACUUUUUCAUUAAAAUAUUGGCAUCUCAAUGAUACAGAAAUUUAAGAUAUACAAUUAAAUGUAAAAAUUAAUUUCAGCUUCAUUUCAUAUUUUGAAGCAGUCUAGAGUGUUGUGAAGAGUGUAUGUCUGAACCUGUAAUUCUUAAAAGACUUCUUUAUCUUCUAGAAGAAAAAUCUCCAAAGAGCUCCCUCUACAAGUCCAGAAUGGCUAGCUGUUAUGCGUCUUUGAAAGGACAGGAUAGUGGGACCAGGAUGGUUUUUUGGAGUACCAAGCAAGGGAAAUGAAGCACUGUAAGGGCGCCUCUUAGUAAUAUGAAUUAGGAAAUGUGUCCAGUGCCUCUGGUCUAAACAGUAAAACAAGCUACCUGGAGAGCAGCUGUACCUAAUAAUACUGUAAUGUACAUUAACAUUACAUCCUCUCAAUUUCAAGCAGGUGUAACAGUUCCUUUCCACCAGAUUUAAUUAUUUUUAUAUUUUCUGCAUGAUGUUCUUAAAAAGUAGUCUAUAUUUUUGAACUGAUACUUGUGUUAUACAUGAAUUUUUUUAGAUGUGAUAAAGCUAAACUUGGCCAAAGUAUGUGCCUGAAUUACGAGACCUUUUUAUUAGUCAACCUAUGAAGACUAAAAUAGAAUAUGUUAGUUUUUAAGGGGGUGGGAGGGUUCCGGCAUAGUAUUGAAUCUCAAUCAGGAAAAAUCACACUUGUCUGAGUCUGAGAUUUCUAAUCGUGUUGUCAGAAGUGAAGGUAAGUGCAGCAAAUAAAUCUAGCUUUCCAGUAUUCCUAAUUUUUACCUAAGCUCAUUGCUCCAGGCUUUUUACCUCAAAUAAGCUUGGGUAAAAUUGAACCGACUUCAAGAAUGCAGCACUUUAUAAUCUUUACCUUUUUCUUGGGAGAAGCUAGACUUUAUUCAUUCUAUUGCUAUCACAACUUUACUUUGUUUACGUGUUUGUAGCCUCAGAGUCUGUUAACCAAAACUGCAGAAUGGGGGCGCUGGGCAUGGUGGCUCACGCCUGUGAUCUCAGCACUUUGGGAGGCUGAGGCGGGUGGAUCACCUGAGGUCAGGAGUUUGAGACCAGCUUGGCCAACAUGGUGAAACCCUGUCUUUGCUGAAAAUACAAAAAUUAGCCAGUCAUGGUGGCCUGUAUUCCCAAGCUACUGAGGAGGUUGAGGCAGGAGAAUCACUUGAACCCAGGAGGCGGAGGUUGCAGUGAGCCAAGAUCAUGCCACUGUACUCCAGCCUUGGUGACAGAGUGAGAGUCUGUCUC